Messenger RNA from Tarenaya hassleriana, 993 nucleotides. Its product is annotated as ras-related protein RABF2a-like. The transcript is spliced from 7 exons. Bases 202 to 813 code for a protein of 203 amino acids. Lineage: Eukaryota; Viridiplantae; Streptophyta; Magnoliopsida; Brassicales; Cleomaceae. Gene Ontology annotation, molecular function: GTP binding; GTPase activity. The record is from RefSeq and is a predicted model, not a curated record.
GUCCAACCCAAACAACUACAAGCAUCAUCAUAAAUAAGGGUUUUUCGUCAAAACCGCGUAAAUAUUUGGAAAUUGAAAAUCGCGGAGAGAUUUCAUCGAGAACUUCACCGAUUCUUCAGCCCCGUAAUCGCAAACUGUCGAUCGUGAUUCUUCUGGUUUGAUCGUCUUCGUUGAUCGGGCUGAUUUUGUCGGGGACGAGCAAUGGCCAGUUCUGGAGGCAAGAACAUUAACGCCAAAUUGGUGCUUCUUGGAGAUGUCGGUACUGGAAAAUCGAGUCUUGUGCUGCGUUUUGUCAAAGGACAGUUCAUGGAAUUUCAGGAAUCUACCAUUGGUGCUGCAUUUUUCUCGCAAACAGUAGCCAUAGAUGAAACCGCCAUUAAAUUUGAAAUAUGGGACACUGCAGGGCAAGAACGUUACCACAGCUUGGCUCCCAUGUACUAUAGGGGUGCAAUGGCAGCAAUUGUUGUCUACGAUAUAACAAAUCAGAACUCGUUUGAUCGAGCUAAGAAAUGGGUCCAGGAGCUUCGGUUGCAAGGCGACCUUGAUAUGGUUGUGGCACUGGCCGGGAACAAAGCUGAUCUCCCGGAUGCUCGUAAGGUGACAACGGAGGAGGCGAAAGCUUAUGCGCAACAGAACGGUCUUUUCUUCAUGGAAACAUCAGCAAAAACAGCAGUCAACGUUAGUGACAUUUUUCAAGAGAUAGCGAGAAGGUUACUUCAGUUGCGGCCGACUCAAAAUCCAGCAGCGACCGGAGCAGUUCUUGUCGGAAACAGACCACAAGAAAGUGUUGCAAAUUCUCAAUCUUGCUGUUGAGACAUUCCUGUCUGUGUUUCUACCUUUCUUUGUCUGAUUAUUCUUUUUUAAUGGCAAUGCUGAAGAUACCCACCCAUAUGGCAAAACCGACAUCGGUUUUCCAGUGUAAUGAUUUCAUUCCGGUUUGUUUUGGUUCUUCCCAGUGGUAAACCAACAUCAAUAUUCGGUUUACAGCAGAAA